CAAGCUUGCUGUAAAAAUCCCGGCAUUAAAGCCUUUUUUUGUGAGACGUGUACAGUCAGCGGGCAAGUUUGCACGGGAGUGACUCCUCCUCGCGGGGAUAAACGCUCUUUGUGCGACGUCACUUCCGGCGUCGGCUAACGGGAGAUAAGAGCAUAUUUACGCAGCCCUCGGAAAGAUAACGCCGCCGACACUUCAUGUCGUAAUAUAUAUAUACAUUUAUGUAUAUAUAUUCCAAACUUGGAGGGCGGCUUUGUUUACUUUGGCGUGUUUUUGUCCCGGCGGCCCGCCUAAAGACACGUCAGCGUCUCUCCGUGCGAUGCUAGCAGCUGUUAGCUCGUUAGCUAGCGCCUGUUAGCCUGCUCGCCAUCUAGCGCGCCUUCUUCUGCAGCGGUGGACGAGACGCUCUGGGUGUCAUGGCGGAUGGCAUCAUGAGCAAGGCCGCCACCAUGGAGAUCCCCAUCAACAGCAACGGCAACACAGGGACGCUGCCCGAGGACGACGGCCUGGAACAGGCUGCUAAGCUGCAGUGGCGUUUAGAUGAGAAGGUAGGAAGCUGCCGAGGCGCCAGGGACCUGCAGCAGGUGAUGGUGUCGGGUCCAAACCUCAACGAGACCAGCAUCGUGUCCGGGGGCUACGGGGGCACGGCGGAGGGAAUCAUCCCCACCGGCUCCAUCAAAGGUCCCAGCAUGCAUCACAGCAGCAGCAGCUCCUCCAUGACCGCGGAAGAUGGCGGCCGAGGCGUGGCGGUGGAGAAGCUGGAAACGGUGAAGAAGUGGGGUCUCAACACCUACAAGUGCACCAAGCAGAUGAUCUCGGAGCGUUUCGGCCGCGGAUCCCGGACGGUGGACCUGGAGCUGGAAGCCCAGAUUGAGCUGCUGAGAGACACCAAGCGCAAAUACGAGAACGUGCUGCGACUGUCCCGAGCGCUGACCAACCACUUCUACAACAUGGUGCAGACGCAGCACGCCCUGGGAGACACCUUCGCCGACCUCAGCCAGAAGUCCCCUGAGCUGCGGGAUGAGUUUGGCUACAACGCGGAGACCCAGAAGCUCCUUUGCAAGAACGGUGAGACUCUCCUGGGCGCCAUCAACUUCUUUGUUUCCAGCAUUAACACGCUGGUCAACAAGACCAUGGAGGACACCCUCAUGACCAUCAAGAUGUACGAAAACGCCAGGUUGGAGUACGACGCCUACCGGUCGGACCUGGAGGAGCUGAGCCUGGGCCCCAGGGACGCGGCGGCCGUGGCCCGGAUAGACGCGGCGCAGCAGCACUGCCAAGUCCAGAAGGACAAGUACGAACGACUCCGCUCGGACGUCACCAUCAAACUCAAGUUCCUGGAGGAGAACAAGGUGAAGGUGAUGCACAAGCAGCUGCUGCUCUUCCACAACGCCAUCUCCGCCUACUUUGCUGGCAACCAGGAGCAGCUGGAGCAGACGCUCAAGCAGUUCAGCAUCAAGCUGAAGCCCCCGGGGGCCGACAAGCCGUCCUGGCUGGAGGAGCAGUGAGGCGGGAGGGGGGGUGCGCCUCCUCCUCCUCCUCCUCCUCCUCGGAGACGCAAGGGUCCAGUUUCCCUUCCUGCCUCUAACGCUAUGUUGGUGUUUGUCAUGUUUCCUGGACUCCCGCAGAUGCUAUCAAACGCUGCCACCGGGUGGCGCUCCAAUCCACCACGCGUGGGAGAGGAAUGUCAAGACAUUUCCAAUCAAUGUACGUGAACAAUUCUUUUGUUGACUGAGCCGGAGACAUGACUAGCAAACGUUUGGCAAACUGACUUGAAACCACUUUAUCUUAUGAUUUGUUAACAUUCUAAUAUUUAUAUUAGCUUCCUUGUUGAACACUAAUGAGUCAAUAUUUAGUUUGUCUGUCUCGGUAGAACGAUCACAGUCAAUUUAUUAUUAUGAUCGCGGGUUUUUUUUCUUCCCCUUUUUAAAUCGGUUAGAGAGUCGGUGCAUUGUUUGUAGUGGGGGUGCGAUUCGAUUCAACAUGAUUUCGGUUCAAACCGAUUUUCGCAAUGUAUUGUUUGGUAUGAUAAUUAUGAUGGAACGUUUUCAAAACACAUUUAAAUUAUUAUUAUUCUUUUUUUUUUAAAAUUGAUUCUUGAAAAUUAUGAACCGGGAUGAAUUAGAAUCCAUUUUUUUGUGCACCAGUAAUUGUGAAAUGGCGUUAAAAGAGCGGGAACUGAACUAACCUCCGCAAGUUCCGAGGCAAUUGGAAGAUAUUUGUGUGUGUUCCACCACCAGGCUGCAUUUCCUCUUCCGGCUUUGCCUCGCAGGCUAACUAACUCACAGCCAUUCCAAUCUUCUAGAAAGUCAAGUGCGUGUGAUGACCAGCGUGGUUGUUGUUGUUUUUUUGUAUUCUGUGCAUUCGGAGACAAAGGUGACGUCAAAGGUGUUUUUGGCAGGCUGACAAAAAGAGUUGAACUGAAA
Messenger RNA from Entelurus aequoreus (snake pipefish), 2423 nucleotides. RefSeq names its product ADP-ribosylation factor interacting protein 2b (gene arfip2b). The record is from RefSeq and is a predicted model, not a curated record. Gene Ontology annotation, molecular function: phospholipid binding; protein domain specific binding. NCBI's taxonomy places the organism in Eukaryota, Metazoa, Chordata, Actinopteri, Syngnathiformes, Syngnathidae. Gene Ontology annotation, cellular component: trans-Golgi network membrane. Gene Ontology annotation, biological process: regulation of Arp2/3 complex-mediated actin nucleation; intracellular protein transport. The transcript is spliced from 9 exons. Bases 414 to 1505 code for a protein of 363 amino acids.